UAUGCGAUGGAAAGCAAGAAACAAACUGGAUACCAAGUUGCAUCAGUUCGGCAAGAUGCGAAGCACGGUAUCUGUUUGAUGGGCACCCUAUAACGUCAAAAGAAUACAUGCUCACAUGCACAGGUGAUCUAGACACAACGCUGAGCAACUGCGUCAGAUUACAUGGUUAGAACCGAUAAGGAAAGCAUGAGCAGUAUUCAGCAUACUGAGUCCGUACCUGGCCCUUCAUACGACGAUGAUUGCCGCAGGCAAAGUAUGGGCAAAUGUCGCAAGGGGGACACACAUGCCUUUUCUCAUUCGUUGCCUGGGUUUAAACUUUAGGGAAAUACGUCAAUUGGACCAGCGAAGACGGAGGAAAUUCCGAUGCGAAGAUCUCAUGGGAGCGUGCAAGAGAUAGUCAAACGUGCGUUCCGUGUGUAUGAUUGAGCGCAUCAGAGUGGCCAGGCAUCAGAAAGGUGGAUAAAGCAAGGAUAUUUACUAUUGGAGUGAAGCUAUAUCGGCGGCGAAGAUGGAGACGAAAGCAGCGACGAGGAGAAGAGAGCGUCGGGCGGGAAAGAGGACGUCGGUGGAGAGGGGAUGGUAAAAGGUUAUUCGGUGGGCGGCGCUUAGUCAGCACCCACGUUGAUGGAUAUCGUCAGAGAUGCUUGAGUCUGAGUCUGCAACUUGCUCACAGCCAACGGCUCUGUCCCGCCCAUCAUCUCCUUCACCCCUGCCAUCCGUCAUUUCAAAAAAUAAAACUCAUCUUUCAGAGGGCUCUGCGCUCCCAGUUUGGCCAGAAACGUUGCUUACACGGUCGCCCCAUCUUUCGACGGUCAUAGCAGUAUCAACAGUAUAUAGGAUCCGUACUUACAUCACCCGCCUCUUUCUUCCCGUACCACCUGCACCAGAGAGCCGAGCGUAUCCCUGCUCUCCCCGAUAUCUGUGGUCUGAACAUUGUUUAUGGGACCUCCCUCCGAACCUUCUCGCUCAGAGCGACAAACCUAUCGCUUUCCCUCGUCCUCACAACCCGCUACUUCUUCGCCUUCUCGAUCUUCCUUUGACUCUCUGUCCCCCAGGGAUCCACAGGCCUCGCCAGCAGGCCCUCGUCGUACCACAUCCAACAAGCUUUAUCCCAUCAAGUGGACCACCACUUUUCAGUCCGGGUCCGAUGGCUCCGACACCGAGACUAAAGACAGCCCUGUAUCUCCUCACAAGUCGCGCAAGCGACAGCCCCAGCGCAAGGUUGACAGGUCACUAACUCUCCCCUCGUCACGGACGAAACCCCCCGAGCUACUCUUAUCCCCCUCCCGAGUGACUCGACCCCUGUCUCGGCGGUCGUCUUCUGCUUCGUCCUCAUCUUCCUCUUCUAGCCCAAAGCGUACGGCCCCUCCACAGUCUGCAGGGAUUGGUCGUAAGGUUGCAGCUUCUCUCGAUUUGUUCAAGGAGUCCGUGUCCACCCCUUCGAAAGAGGAGCAAAGUCCGUUUGAGUAUGUACGUCCGCUUUCAUCUUCGUCAAAGCGCAAAGCGGGUGCUUCGCACGUGGAAGCCGUUGCAGAACCUCAGUUUGAGUUCGUCAAGCGUUCAGAUUGGCCGGACAGAGAAGUAGCUGCCGUUCGUCGAGAAAGGAGCGCUACAACUCUCGAGCGUGUUCGUACGAGGGAAAGUACUGGCUCUAAUGUCAGCAUGAGAGGAGGCGAGGAUCGACGAAGAAAAGAAAGGCAGAUGUCCGCGCGCGAAGCUGUCCUCAAUGAUUUACUUCAGUGGCGCGACGCCGUGCUGUCUGGUGAAGUCGGUUCGCGAGGUAGGCGUCGUGAACGUCCUCCAUGGAAUGAUGAAGUCUCCCAGGAUACCGUGGCGGGUUCGCCUACGUCCGAUGCAUCGACUGCCUCUAUUGACACUGUCCACCGUGCGUUACGAAGUGCACCUCUUGAACGUCGUCCGUCUUCUCCCUCGACCCUCCGUUCCCUCUACCAUAAGGCUCCGCCUGAAUCCCCCGUUCGUGCUCCUCAAGCACCCGCUAUUCCUUCUGAACACCCACCAUUGUCCGCAAAGCAUCGCGAACGUCUUCAGUCCCCAACACCUGCGCAAGCAAUCCCGCCUGUACCUCCAGCACCAUCUUAUGUUCUCCCUAACGCUCCAGACUACUCACCUUGGUCAACUGACGAGGAAGAUUCUGCAUGGGAAACCGCUUCCAUCACCUCCACUUCUACCACUUCUGCAUCAUCGCCAUUUCUGCUGUCACCUGCGAGGACAAGCCCCCAACCGCAACCCAUCGUACGACAGGCAAGUGACGAGGAUGAAGAGCAGCAUCAUCGUUCAAUUUUGUCACGAUACGAUGACCUGGAGCUAGGACGUGCUGAUUCUCAGGAUGGCGACACUGGUAGCCUCAUGUCGGGGCCAUUUAGUCUCUCACAGGAGAGUUUGCCGCAUAUACCAUUGCGUCCCUUUCGUAACCAAGUUGGUGGCCAUAGUGCGAUAUACAAGUUCACGAAGAGGGCCGUCUGCAAGCCUCUUGUGUCUAGGGAAAACCUCUUUUACGAAGCAGUAGAACGAGAAGCACCACCCUUGCUAGAAUUCAUUCCACGUUAUCUGGGCGUGAUGCUGGUGAGCUAUAGGAAGGUUCAGCGUGCAACGGCUGUACAAAGCGGCGGUUCUGUUUCGCUCCCUUCCAUCGACUCAACACUAGCCCAUCGUCCGCCUUUACAUAAGGCAGUUUCUGAAUUACCUGUCCCGCCUUCAUUCUCUCGACGUGAUUCCAGUGAAGAGCCUUAUGCUGAUCUUGAAGCUGCAGGUGCCACAGAAUCUGGAGAGGCAGAGCUACCUGAAGUUGCACUUGCGUACAACCGUCAUAUCAUUCCAGAGUGGUUGUUGCAGGGUGGUCGCAAUAGAGCAUGGUCACAUUCCGGAGCUAGUUCCCUUCCAGUCAAUCGCCAUCUUCGCCGUCCGCACUUGAAUGGUUACACUGCUUCUAGUCCAGACCUUGGACUAACUUCCGGUCGUGCCGCCUCAUUCAGUGGGGGUCAGAGGCCUAGUCCGUUGUCGCAGACACAAACCGGUCGAUUCGCUACAGCUCCACCUCCACCUACGAACACACCAGCCAUCCCCUACCAUAUGCGGCGUUCUCGACUGAGGUUUCCAUCUGCGGGUGAUCAGGAUGAGGAAUCGAGGCCAUCGAGUGCCCCAAUAUCCCCAACAUCGCAAUUCGCCAAUCUGUCCUUUGGUGGUACAGGCUCCACUAUGGUAAACACCAGGUUCAAGGACCACGUCUUCAGUACUAUUCUGCGGCGACUCUGCAGACCAAAAGGGCAACCUUCUGUGAGUGAUGUGCGGACUGAAGACGAGGGUGAGAUGGCGGAUGGAGAGGAGGAAGGUGUGCCAAGCGCCCUUACUCGGAAGGGGAGACGAAGGACUUCGCGACGUGUUGAACCACAGCCUCAGGAAGAGGAGGAAAUUGUCCUAGGACAAACCCUUCGGCGCUCCCGAAGCGAGGAGUACCUAGCAGAGCGAAGCAUUGAGCUGCAGCCUGACAUCUUCCAAUUCGAGGAGCCUCUGGAAGCGAAGGUUGAGGAAUCUACAACGCAGCCUCAAGCAGAGGCAUUCCUUUCCCGCGCUCACGAGCGCAGUCGGUCCCGAUCAUUGGACCGGCCGCCUUUCUGUGUAUUCCAACCCCUGCGCCCUGACGACCAUCUGUCUACACCUCUCAGAACACAGCUUCAAGUUGACUCUUCAGUGACACGCCAGAACCAUUUCAUCCUCAUGGAAGAUUUGACAGGACGACUGAAGUAUUCCUGUGUACUUGAUCUAAAGAUGGGAACCCGGCAGUACGGCAUGGACGCCACUCCUGCAAAGAAAAAGAGUCAGCGUAAGAAGUGCGAUCGCACGACUAGCAGGACCCUUGGUGUGAGAGUUUGCGGGAUGCAGGUAAGCUAUCAUUUUUCUGUCACGCUCUCCCAAAAGAGGUCGUCUUCGGUGUUGUCUUCUUGUAUGGAACCAUGUCACGCAGUCCUACAUCACGCAGGAUAAAUACAAAGGUCGCGAAGUUCAGACAGAGGAGUUUCCCGCUGUCCUUGCCUCGUUCCUCCACGACGGCGAGCGCCUCCUGGCCUAUCAGAUCCCCAUCAUCCUGCGCAAACUCUACACCCUCGCACGUAUCGUCAACCGACUGAAGGGAUACCGCUUCUAUGGAUGUAGCUUGCUCAUGAUUUACGACGGUGACCGAGAAGCACAGGAGAUAUUCCGCUCUUCGGUCCUUGAAACCCCCUCCCCCAGAAGCAAACGGGGCGAGUCUCUCGAGCGCCAUCUCAAGGUCUCAACCCCUAUAGAGCCUAAGCAAUCUCGACCAACGUUGCGACGGUCACACAGUGAAGACUUGAUGGUUGGACCAGUCGCUGCUCGUAGCAGCCGUCGACGCAAACGCGGGGAGGUUCAGAUUCGUCUGGUGGACUUCGCCCACACUACUACAGGUCAAGAUUGGCUGCCAUAUCCCCCGCCCGAGCAACGCGAGACGGACGGCAUCACGAGUGGAAAGGGCUACCAGGCCGAUGUGGACCCAGAGACAGGUCUCCUCUAUGCACGCUUUCCCCCUCACUAUCCUGAGCAGCCUGACCGCGGUUUCCUGUUUGGCUUAAUGAACCUUGCCGAAACGUUGGAGAAGAUCUGGAACGAGGAACGCAUCCGACGCAUUAAGGCCUCUCGGGACGACCCAUCUGCCAGUAUUGACCAGCUGCCGCCGUUGUCUACGGAAGGAAAGGAAAUCUUCGAGAAUAUCUUCGGUUCAGCGGAAGUGGGGUUGGAUCUGGGCAUGAUUUCGACAUGAAAAAUCGACGACUCGUUACGUGAUUUUCUUUUUUAAUUUUUUCACCACUCUUGUUGCUUCAUCAUGAUUCUUGAGAAUAUCUUCUUCAUGGCCAUCACUCAUCGGGUUAGCGUUCUCUUUAUCUUGUUGCAUUCUAUUUUCUUCAUUUUCUUAACUGCAUAUUUCUCCCCUCUUACAUAUUUCUGUGUUCCUGCAUUGAACAUAGACUUAUUUAUUCAGAUGUAUCAUACACAAAGUAUCAUACGCGUGCUGUAAUGUGAAUUAUGAUCUUGAGACCUCUUUCAGAACUGAAGUGACGUGGAAGUCUACUUGUCCUCAUUGCAUCG
Messenger RNA from Somion occarium, 5121 nucleotides. Lineage: Eukaryota; Fungi; Basidiomycota; Agaricomycetes; Polyporales; Cerrenaceae. The record is from the annotation of a GenBank genome assembly.